AAUAGGAUAAAAAUUGUAGGUACACCAUCAGUUUACCAUAAACGUUAGCAAUGGCUUUGGAUAAGCAGAAGAUAUUAAGUGAUUUAGGGAAUGUUAUGAAUCAACUGCAAAGUGCAGAUUGCGGUUGCAUGGGCAAAUUAUUCAACCAAGGUCAGGGGCAAGGGCAAAGACAAUGCAUGCCAUCUCAGGGCUACGGAGGCUGCUGCCGCCGGGGCUAUGGGCAUCCAUGCUGCGGGGAGCCCUACAGCAUGGGCGAAGGUAUGCCGGCUCAUGGCAGGCCGUGUAUGAGCUACUGCAACGCCCCGAAACAAUACGCCGAUGGCUAUAAUUUCUUGAAUCGAAGUGUAAUGCAGCCCGUCAUCAAGGAGGUGUAUGAUGACCUUAAAAGUCUGAAUUCGGGCAAUACUGUCACAAAUAAUCCCCUAGGAGCUCAGAUGGGCCUAACGCCGGGUGUCCCGACGCUUCCUGCCGAUGGCAAUAUGACAAGUCCACAGAUGGCAAAUAUGAACGCAAAUUCUGGAGGUCAAAGUAUGGCCCGAGGUCACCCGAUGAUGCAGCAUAUGCAGGAUUACCAAAUGUCAGGUGUUCAUCAAAUGACAGGUGAUCAAAUGGCAGGUGGUCAACCAAUGGUCAGUGACCAGCAAAUGUCCGGUGGCCAGAAAAUGCCAGGAAAUACACAGGGCUUGGCAAAUUUCAAUAAAAUGUUCCCCGGAAUAACGCAAGGUGAAGGCGGCGGUCUGAGCUUUAACCCAAUGGAAAUAGCCAUGCAGAUGAAUCCGGCACUAGCCAAGCAACAGCCUGGUAUGAACGCGCAGAGUCCUAUGCCAGGCACAGGCGGUGAAAUGAAUCAGUCAGCGAAUGUAAUGCAACCUGGAAUGAACGCUACAAACUUUGCUCAAGGACAGGCAGCGGAAGCGGCUCAAUCAAAUCUUCCCAAUCAAGCAAUGCCAAACCAACAACAUCCAAAUCCAGCAGCCGGUGCUCAACAGCCACAGCAAGCUUACGCCGCACAGAAUCAGCUGCCUCCCAACUUCCCACCCCAGGGUACGAAUCAAAACGCACACAUGGGAAGAAUGAAUGCGAAUCAAGGAGGCCAAAAAGGUAACUACGGUCAGCAUACUCCAGGCAUCACCAAGUUUAAAGAAAUGUUUCCCGGCGUUAUGGCUGGUGAUGUCGACUUUGACCCCAUGGAGAUUGCUAUUCAAAUGAAUCCAGCUAAUAAACAAGCGGCUGCUAUGAGUUCUAUGCAAAAACUCAUGUCCGCUAAGCCUCUAGAUCCUAACUCAGCCGGUAUGAAGCCGGUGAUGGCUGGUAUGAAUGCAGUGAAUGCCAACUUAGCUUCAAACCAGUCUGCGCCAGGCACUCAGGCACAGUCUCAACCGGACCAAGCAACAGGUCAAGUACCACCAGAACAACAACAGUACAGUGGACAACCAGCAACCCAUCAGCAACAGUAUACUACAAAUCAAGUACCAGCAAAUCAGCAGCAAUACUUUAAUAAUCAAGUACCACCGAAUCAACAGUAUGCUGCUAAUCCAGCCUCUACCAACCUGCCAAAUCAGUUGCAACCACCGCAACAGGUAUAUACCGCCCAUACAGACAAUCAAGGUUACCAGCAAGUGCCACAGCAAGAAAUUCAGAAUUACCGAGAGAUCGAACCGCCAGAACCAAUGUCUCAAGGAUAUCCUAACCAGGCGCCUGGAGGCAGAGUAUACGAGAGAGAGCAUAUACUCCCUGUGGAUAAUUCAAGAUAUAACACAUUAGGGCAGCCAAUCGAACCGUUACCCACGAAGAAAUACCGCAUGCCCGAAACAAAUUUGCCGCAAACCUUGUCUCCUCAAAAAGUUUCUUCAAGAUUAAGAGUGAAUAACAACGUGAAAUCGACCAUUAGUAAAACUUCACUCUAUGCAAGGCAAGCAGGACAAAUAACUCCAAGCAGGGCUCAGUUGCAGCAAGUCUACAAUCAGUAUAAGGGAUCCCAGUCUUACACCAAUCAGACCAUUCCUAACAGGGAUCCUCGAGGACAGACGAUUUCUGAUGGCCGGUUGACAGGCGCGCCGCCAGUGGAGAGGAGUCAGAUCCCUGUGGAGAGAGUCGGGGGAGACACGAUUGCCAACAGUCAAGCUAACAAUGAGACUGUGAAAGGUCAUGUCGUCGGUCAAGUCGGAGACGUCUCUAAUAAGCCUGCUCCAGGUUCAAGCAAUGUUGACUUGAUACCGACUAAGAGCGGCAAAUUGAGGAACGGGCUCCAAGACAUGGUGUUCACUUCAUAUCCUCAAUCUACUGCUUGGUCAUUCCACGGACCCAGAGACCUUCCUUUGCACCGUCUGAGAGCUUAG
This is a messenger RNA of Cydia amplana, 2339 nucleotides long. Its product is annotated as nuclear receptor coactivator 6-like. Bases 51 to 2339 code for a protein of 762 amino acids. The record is from RefSeq and is a predicted model, not a curated record. The transcript is spliced from 4 exons. Lineage: Eukaryota; Metazoa; Arthropoda; Insecta; Lepidoptera; Tortricidae.